Molecule: messenger RNA, 1890 nt
Organism: Arvicanthis niloticus (Nile rat)
Lineage: Eukaryota; Metazoa; Chordata; Mammalia; Rodentia; Muridae
Source: RefSeq, a predicted model, not a curated record
GAGGGCAUCAGUGUGGUAGGAAGGCCUGAAAGUGGACUCGAACAAUGGAGGCAUCAGUGCUAAGCCCCACAUCCUGGGAAAAACGAAGGGCCUGGCUACGACAGAGUCGUAACUGGCAAACCCAGGUCCUGGAAGAGGAAGCAGCAGCUGCACUGCAGGAUGCACUGGAUCCUGAGCCUUCCAGCCUGGAUGAUGUUUUCCAGGAAGGGAAUCCAAUCAAUAAGAUUGAGGACUGGUUGCAGGGCUGUGGUUGUAGAGACACUGAAGAGGGACUUUCUGAAGAAACAGGGCAAUCUAACUACAGUGGGUACUCUAGCCAUGGGACAAGCUUUGAAGAUGACUUGAGUCUUGGAGCAGAGGCCACAUUACUGUCCACCAGUGGAAACCUCUUCUCUAGGAAUUUCCUCCAGACACCCAGACCUUGCCAGUUACUUGAUCUUGGCUCUAGUUUGGCUUCCAGCAGCAUGACUGGUGGGACCAACAAAACCAGUUCAAGCAUCUCAGAGAUUUUGGACCAGGUACAAGAAGAUGCAGAAGAUAUUCUUUUCAGCCUGGGCUUCGGCCACGAGGACCACAAAGACACAUCCCGUAUCCCUGCAAGAUUUUUCAGCAACCCUUCUCAGGCCAAGGGCAUUGACUUUCAGCUCUUCCUGAAGUCUCAGGUGCAAAGGAUGGAGAUGGAGGAUCCCUGCCUAAUGCUGGCCAGCCGGUUUAAGCAGGUUCAGACACUGGCUGUCACUGCUGAUGCUUUCUUCUGUCUCUACUCCUAUGUGUCUAAGACACCUGUCCAAAAGUUCACACCAUCCAAUGUGUUCUGGAAUUUUGACCCAACUGAUGUGCCAUCCAUCCGGAUUCUGGCUCCAGACGCUGAGCCCAACUCACCCAGAGAACGUCUCCGGAAAGCAAUCUCUAAAAUGUGCCUGUAUACAGGUUCCCGAGAUCGGCUGUCAUCAUCUUACAACAACCUCAAAAAGAACAGUUUGGACCAAAUUGUGUGGGAAGUGAUGGACAGAGUGAAAGGAGAAAAAAUAGGUCUCCAGCAAGACCCUGGGCAUAGACAAGCCCCUCAGGAAGAGUCUAUGCCCACAGUACAAAAUACAAAUCCAUCUACCUCUUCACUUCCAUGUGUUUUCUGCCCUAAAGAAGAAACAUGGGGAGACAUGUGCCAUGCUCACGCUCUGUUAAGAGCAGGUCCACAGUACCACAUAGACUCUACUCAGGUAAGGAGACAGCCGUGGGUUCUACAGAACAUUAAUGAGAAGCCACAUUCAGCCGAGAAUGAGAGGCCAUGGGGGAAAAAAAGCAAAGCAAGAAAGAACAUAUUUCAAAAGAUUCCCUUGGACAAGAAUAUUAAAUCAUUGAACUUGUCCAUCAUCCAGCAGAAACAAAAUCAAAGACAAGCCAGAGAUGAGCUGCAUCAAUCUUUAAGUCAGCAGCUUCAGGAUGCUUCUGAUUUGGAGCAGGACCAGCCUCAGCAUGGAGAAAGGUUCUGAGAGAAGGGGUGACUGGGAGCAGUGAAGAUAAAUGUCUUGAAGUCAAAUCGUGGAUCCAAGCAAAUGACCUGGGUUCUGCUUGAUACAACUUUUCCAGUCUGCUUCUCUCUAUGUUCUGCUUUCUCUCUGGAGAUUUCUCCAUCUAUAUUCUGCUUGCUUGCUAUUUCAAGUGAUAUCCCUAUCCAUAUUCUGCUUGCUUUCCUAAGAUAUCUCUCUGUCCAUUUCCUGCUUGCUUGUGUGCGUGUGCGUGUGCGUGUGCGUGUGUGUGUGCGUGUGCGUGCGCGUGUCUGUCUGUCUAUACAAAUACAGUGGGAUAAAGGUUUUGGUCUCAGUUGUCGUUUUUCCUCAUUAAUUAAUUUACAUCCUGAUAGUAGCCCCUCUCCUCCCAGUCCUCUCA